Molecule: messenger RNA, 2908 nt
Organism: Morus notabilis
Lineage: Eukaryota; Viridiplantae; Streptophyta; Magnoliopsida; Rosales; Moraceae
Exons: 13
Coding region: 318-2459 (713 amino acids)
Biological process (GO): regulation of DNA-templated transcription
Cellular component (GO): nucleus
Source: RefSeq, a predicted model, not a curated record
AAAAAAAGACAAACUUGGUUUAGGUGGGAUCUUUUUAGAAUUCUCUUGUUAGUCCGACUCCCAAUUAAAAACUCUGAAAAUUCUGAAUUGUGUUUGGCGCCGUCUCCAAAAUCCACCAAAAUUCAAUUGUGUCCCGCCACGGCCACUCGGGAAGAGGGAGAUCCAAAUAAAAUACGAAAUUCGAAAAAAAGGCCCUCUCAAUUAAUCCCCUCUCCAUUUUCCCCAUUGGAGAGAGAGAGAGAACCAGAAAGAAACUCAAGUCAUCAGACCUCGAUUUCUCAGAUCUCUUCGCAUUUCCAUAUACGAUUCAAGCAGCCAUGGCUGUUAUUUCAAGCCCUAGCUCGAAAACAAAGUCCCCUGCACGGAACAAGAACGAAAGCAAAGCGACCAAGAAGAGAGCUCAGGCCGACGACAAUGGCGGAGAGCAAUCCAAACCCAAGCACCAGAAAUCCCCCAGAUUUCGUGUCGUCGGAAGCCGAAUCUACGAUUCCGUCAACGGCAGGAGUUGUCACCAGGGCCGUCAAAAAACCAUAGAUUUUGUGGCCUCUUGUAAGAGUAAGAAUGGGGAAAAGCCUUGCACUCUUCACUUCUGUCACAAAUGUCUCUUGAACAGAUAUGGAGAGGUAGCCAAAAAAGUGGAUUUGUUGGAUGACUGGAAAUGUCCCAAAUGCAGAGGCAUUUGCAAUUGCAGUUGCUGCAUGAAGAAACGAGGUCAUAAACCCACUGGUAUUAUGGUUCGUGCGGCCAAGGCAAUUGGGUUUAGUUCUGCUUCAGAAAUGAUCCUUGCAAAGGGGCUAGAAAAUUUGGAGCGUAGAGUUUCACCGAGGAAACAAGGAAAGGAAAACUCUUAUGAUAAAGACAAUGAUGCAAACUUGAAUACUAGGAAUUCCAAACCAAUAUCUGAUGGUAAGAGAGAAAAAAAAUCCAAGCGAGAAGGUUUAAAGGAAAUAAGUAAUGCCAAUAAAGAAGAUGGUGCGUGCUCAAACCUGAGUAGUCCUAAAAAGCCUAAAGUUCCAGAGGGUGCGUCCAAAAAGGAGUUGAAAACUGAUGUAGAGGAUGGUGUUGUCCCCUUAGUGAAAAAGAAAUAUAAGAAAAAGGUUUCAGAUGAGACUUCAAGGCCUUCAGAGAAAAAAGCAUAUGAAAAUGAAAUGAAAACUGAUGUAGAGGAUGGCAGUGUCCCCUUAGAGAAAAAGAAGUCUAAGAAAAGGAUUUCAGAUGAGGCUUCAAGGGUUUCAGAGAAAACGUCUGAAAAGGAGUUGAAAACAGAUGGAAAAGAUGUCAAUGUCCCCUUAGAGAAAAAGAAAUCUAAGAAGAGGGUUUCAAACGAGACUUCAAUGUGUCCUAUCAAGCCAUAUGGUAAGAGGAGGAAGGAUGGUGAGAUACACAAAGAUCUAGGAGUUUCAAAUGCUUUAGAAGAUGAUAAUGCUAAUGCCAAUGCUAAGGCUGCUGUGAAGUCUCGUGAAAUCAAGAAAUGUGCAAUGAAUCUUGAGCAGAGAGAAGUUCAUGUGGACCUUCCUCUGCCUCAGGGCACAAUCUUAACAUCUGUAUGGGGAAUUGACUUAUCUCCCAAGGAUAUGGGACUUGCGCUGCAGUUUUUUGAAUUUUGUACUGUGUUCGGAAAGGUUAUUGAUGUCUCGAGAAAUCAAGCUUCAUCUGUACUUCGAGAAUUAAAACGUGGAUCUAGUGGGCGUCGAGGACGACAGGGACAAUACUCCUCAGUAGUUCAUAUUCACAUCCAACUCUUGUCUCUUAUUCAAGAGGAUAAGGGAGACAAGUCCGCCUCAAUUACUAAAGAAUCAUGGCUUCGAGCUUUGAAGAAAUACGUAUCUGAGUCCAAUUAUGUAUCAAAAGAAAUGUUGCCAGCUUCAUUAAACGAUGAUGUUAACGGAUAUGAUGGUUUAGACUUCUCAAAGAAACUUAGACUCUUAACUUUUCUUUGUGAUGAGGCUCUUGGUACAACAAAAUUGAGAAGUUGGAUUGAUGAGGAAUAUUCCAAAUUUGUUGAAAGAGAGAAAGAAUCAAAAGAAAAGAUUGGUGCAGCAAAGAGUAAGGAGAAACUUCUCAAGCAGAAGUUGGAGGAUGAGGUUGUGAAAGCUAUUAUUGCGAGAAAUGGUGCCCCCAUCUCAAUUUCAGACCAUGAAGCUCUUAUUUCACAGUUUAAAAGUGAUGUGGCGCAAGUUCAUGCUGAGAUGCUCGAGGCACAAGGAGUUGUUUCUAAGAGAAGGCCAAGACUUGAUGCUAUGAGAAUAGAGCCUUAUCUUUUGGAUGCCGAGGGUCGUGUUUUUUGGAACUUAAGAUGUUGUGGCGGUAAUGAGCUGUUACUUCAAGAUAUGGGGACCUGGGAUGUGAAUGCAUCAGCUGAAAAGUGGACUAUCUAUGAACGGAAAGAAGAUAUUGAGGAAUACAUUUCUUCAGUAAGGGCAAAAAGGAUAAGGAGUUGUAAAAUUGCUCCUGCUUAAUUAGUGCAAGUGAUGUAGAAGAAUUAUAUUGAUUCUUUGGAUAUUUCACCACUUUAGGCCAUAUAAUUGGGGCUAUAUGGGGAGUCAAUUGCUGUACUUCCUUCAGGUGCGCUUUUUUCGCUGCAUCAUUGAUAACAUAAACGUGAAAGUGUCCAGAGAAUUUAUCUCCUACUGUAUAUUUUUGACAGCAUCGCUUGUUGUAUGAGGCCGGAUGAUUUUAAAUUUGAGAGGCAGAAUGUACCAGGAAUGGAUUUAACCCUUAACAGUUGUUUAGCAUGUCAGCUAUAUAGUACUUUGCUCACUUUCGAUUUGUUUUUUGUCUUUUUUUUUGAAUCUUUGUUGAAAAUGUGGGAUAUAGCAUCGCUUAUUAUGGACUAUGUAAUACCUUGUAUAACAGUGAAAAAAAUUGGCAAGGCUUUAAUGUUUGUUGGAAAUGUGGAAUGGAGCAU